This is a messenger RNA of Blepharisma stoltei, 695 nucleotides long. Lineage: Eukaryota; Ciliophora; Heterotrichea; Heterotrichida; Blepharismidae. The record is from the annotation of a GenBank genome assembly.
AUGGGUAGUGGACAACAUAAAUCAGCAUCAGCCGUUAGCUCUUACAGCGUGAAAGCUAGACAAAUGCCACCUAGUAAAUUCUAAAUCAGAUCCCAAUCAAAAGCUCCCACCCGAAGUUCUAGAAGGAUUUGGCAGAGUCCUCAAAUCCCAAGCAGAGCGAGUAAAAGGCUCUAACCGUAAAAAGCCAGAACUGCCUUCAACAAUCCAAGAGAAAAAGCCCAACCAAGACAAUAAUUCCAAUGCAAAUCCAGAAGUCCAAGCCCCUCCUUCUGUAGUCCCUGCUGUAGUUAUAGAAAAUAAUAAAGAACCUGAACAGGAACAGGCAUUCCAAAUCGACCAAAACCAAAUUGAAGAGCCAGAAGAGUUCAAAGAAGUCCCUGGAGGCUUACCAGACGGUAGAAAAUCCCCUGAAGCCCCUUCAAUAGACGUUGAAGAAGAAGUAGAAAUGAAAAUUGACCCAAAUAUUUUAUACAUAAUUCCCAUAAAUGUCCUUCUACUCACCCUCUUAUAUGAAAUAUUCAUAGAAAUUAAGCAUAAAAGAACAAAGAGAAGCUAAGGAAAGAGAAGCCUAUUUAGAUGCUGAAAAAAUUGCUAAUGAUUUAAGGAAAGCAGAAGAAGAGGAAAUUAUAAAACAGAAAACUGUUAUGGGGAGCAUGGAAGGGCAGGCUAAAAGCAUUUUAGAUAAGUACAGAUAA